AUGAUUCGAGCUGCAUCCCGUUUGAGUGUACGAUGCCCCGCUACUCGCUCGGUUCUUUUGAAUGCAGCCCAUGCAUCAAUUGGUUAUCGUCAUUUUGCCAGUCUGCCAGCCAAAAUCCAAGUCAAGAAUCCUGUGGUCGAGCUGGAUGGUGAUGAAAUGACCAGGAUCAUCUGGAAAUGGAUCAAAGAAAAGUUGAUUUUUCCAAAUGUCGCUGUGGAUCUCAAAUACUUUGACCUUGGAAUACAGCAUCGAGACAAGACCAUGGAUCAGGUUACUAUUGAUGCUGCUGAAGCAAUCCAAAAAUACAAUGUUGGCAUCAAAUGUGCCACAAUUACACCCGACGAGGCUCGUGUAAAAGAAUUCGGUCUCAAGCAGAUGUGGAAAAGCCCCAAUGGUACGAUUCGUAAUAUUCUUGGCGGCACGGUGUUUCGUGAGCCUGUCCUUAUUUCAAAUGUGCCUCGUAUUAUUCCAACCUGGACACAUCCCAUCAUCAUUGGCCGCCAUGCAUUUGGUGAUCAGUAUCGGUCUACCGACUUUGUAGUGGAUGAGCCUGGGAGAUUUGAUAUUGUAUUCACACCCGAUUCAAAAAAUCCACCUCGUACAUUGCAUGUAUACAAUUUCAAGUCUGCUGGAGUUGGUAUGGCCAUGUACAACAUUGAUUCGUCCAUUAAGGGCUUUGCACAAAGCUGCUUUGAAUUGGCACUAUCAAAGAAACAGCCCAUGUAUCUGUCCACCAAGAACACGAUUCUCAAAAAAUACGAUGGCCGAUUCAAGGAUAUUUUUGAAGAAAUCUAUCAGAAACAGUAUGCUGACAAGUUCAAGGCUCUAGGUAUUUGGUAUGAGCACAGAUUGAUUGACGAUAUGGUUGCACAAGCACUCAAAUCGGCCGGCGGAUUUGUAUGGGCGUGCAAAAACUAUGAUGGAGACGUGCAGUCGGACAUUGUAGCCCAAGGAUUUGGAUCGCUUGGACUUAUGACAUCUAUUCUGGUUACGCCAGAUGGAAAAACACUCGAGUCGGAGGCUGCGCACGGUACAGUUACUCGGCAUUAUCGAGAGCAUCAAAAGGGUAAAGAAACGAGCACCAACUCCAUUGCAAGUAUAUUUGCAUGGACGAGGGGCUUGGCUCACCGUGCCAAGCUGGAUAACAAUCCAGAGCUGACUGCAUUUUGCGACCUUGUCGAGCAGGCAUGCAUCAAGACUGUUGAAGGUGGAAUAAUGACCAAGGAUCUUGCAUUGGCUUUACAUGGCACCGACAUGAAGCGAUCCCACUAUGUCAAUUCUGAGGAGUAUAUGGAUGCAGUUGCCGAUUAUGUCCGUAACAACCGCAAAUAAACUACAAGCAGCUAUGUUUUAGUGUGC
This is a messenger RNA of Batrachochytrium dendrobatidis JAM81, 1359 nucleotides long. RefSeq lists its product as uncharacterized. Bases 1 to 1332 code for a protein of 443 amino acids. Lineage: Eukaryota; Fungi; Chytridiomycota; Chytridiomycetes; Rhizophydiales. Gene Ontology annotation, molecular function: NAD binding; magnesium ion binding; isocitrate dehydrogenase (NADP+) activity. Gene Ontology annotation, cellular component: mitochondrion. The transcript is spliced from 13 exons. The record is from RefSeq and is a predicted model, not a curated record. Gene Ontology annotation, biological process: NADP+ metabolic process; isocitrate metabolic process.